GCGCUUGCCUUAUCUCCGUGUCUGAGAUAGGUUCUAGGUUUUCUUCUCUGUCUUGCGAAAUCGAGCGAGUGUGUCUCGAGAUUCUUUUAGUAUUGGCUGGUUUAGAUCUGAAUCUUUAGAAAUUAGAUUACACCCGUCGUCUCUUCUUGAGCCAAACCCCCUUCCCUCACCUCUCCCGAUUCGAUCUGAGAAAAAAAGGGGGAAAAACAUGCCAUCGAUUGUGAUUUCGAGGAACCACGCGAGCGGUCAGAACUUGGUCGAAUCGACUAAGAUUGAAAGAAUCGUAACUGAUUCCAAAACGAAGAGCCUGAAAGAGAAGAAGGAUAAGAAGGAGAGGAGAAAACACAAGAAAGAAAAGCGUGAGAAAUCUCACAAACAUUCGUCCAAGAAAGCUGAUGACGAUGUGCAUAAAAAACAGCAGUGUCCGUCCAAUAAGUCCCCAGGCGUGUCUGAGAAGAGUGGUGUGACCGAGGAGCUAGAGGGACCUCAAAACCAACUCGGCUAUCUAUCUGAUGGAAGCCAGAAUAGCAAGAAGAGGAAAAGAGAUGUCUCUCCUCCUGCUGUUGAAAGUGUCAUCAAAGCUGCACCUGUAGCAGGUAAACCUCUACGGAUCCGUUUGCUAUUCAAAAAACCUAAGGUCGAAAGUCCUCCUCUGCCACGAGAGGAUGCUGCUGCAUGCUCCACUUCCGGUGCACAGUCUCUUAAGCAGGCGCCACAAGCUGCCGUGUGUGAGCCUGUAUUGAGUGUUCCCUCAACAUCUCAGGCUGUAAUAGAAGAAACGAAGAAGAUAUGUGAGCCCCAAGUGAAGGUCCCCUCAGCAUCAGUGGCUGCGAGAAAGAAACAUAAGCCGAGCAAAGAAGAUCGAUACAAUGCUUUGUUUGAUGACUGGACUCCUACUUCCUCCAUUGACAUGUUGGUUGAUUCUUCUUCCACGAACGACGAGGACUGGCUAUUUGGAAGCAGGACGAAAGAGAGAACAAGCCGCAAAGAAGCAGACAAGAGUGAUGAAGAUGUGCGCACAUCUAGUGAUUCGUCUUGGCCUAGAGCUCAGUUUCUGUCUCAAGUCGGGAUCUAUUCUUUACCUUACACUGUCCCGUUCUAAUGUUCGUUUGUUUAGCAUUUGUACAGUAACUGUUUGUAACAACACUUCUCUAAUCUAACCCAAUUUUGACA
This is a messenger RNA of Raphanus sativus (radish), 1173 nucleotides long. RefSeq lists its product as uncharacterized. Bases 209 to 1102 code for a protein of 297 amino acids. The record is from RefSeq and is a predicted model, not a curated record. Lineage: Eukaryota; Viridiplantae; Streptophyta; Magnoliopsida; Brassicales; Brassicaceae. The transcript has 3 exons.